Molecule: messenger RNA, 847 nt
Organism: Arabidopsis thaliana (thale cress)
Lineage: Eukaryota; Viridiplantae; Streptophyta; Magnoliopsida; Brassicales; Brassicaceae
Exons: 6
Coding region: 1-495 (164 amino acids)
Source: RefSeq, marked reviewed
AUGGAGGAGUACGAGUUUUUGGUCCGAGUGAGGGAGGCUGGGGGGUUCGACAUCGAGCAUUUAAUGGACACAAAACCAUCCUCUUGUGUGAUCGGUUGUCGCGAGUUUGAUAAUAAUGAUGAUUACAACGCCCAUAUUGUCCUUUUUGCUAGGAUGGGGAUCCAUAAGUACAAUAUGAUACAGGGGACGAACUUGCAGCUCAGUUGCGUAGAGAAAUACAAUUAUCGAUCUCCAAGAGUAUAUUCCGCCUUCUAUAUAACCUUGAUUGCUAAGGAUCCAGAUGCAUGCAAUUCCCUUGUGACUUUUCAGACAAGGGUUGUUGAAGAAGGCUUUAACAUGACGAAACUGUCUUGCAAUAUCGCUAGACCUAAGCCCGGACCACAAGAAAACGCUGCGUUGCCACGGCAUUCUGUGGAUCUUGAACCGGUAGAUGUAUUCUACAAAGGUAGUUUGCCUGAGUGGCCACCAGAGGAUGCUUUCAAUGAUAAUAUAUAAACGAUUUUACGUGGUGAAAAAAUCAGAGCUGCUAACACAUGACUGGAUUCGUUUAUACAUGGAACUUGCUUUCCUAAAAGCGCAUUUGAGAUCGCCUAAAAAUCCGAAUCUAUCUAAGUUGGUGAUUGUCAUGGUAGCGAUAGAAACUAAAGAUAAUAUGGAGCCGCCAAGUGAGAGACUCAAGGCCAGGAAUGCAUUUUUCUACAUAAAGUACAAGUACCACGCGAAUAAAGGACGGGGUCCUAAGCGUCGUCUUGGUCAUAAGACUCCUGAUCGCAUAGCUAUAGUAAGAAGAACCUUAGACAAGAAUACAGGAUACCUCACUCUCGAGUUCCCAGAGCCAAUACUAUAA